Plectropomus leopardus (leopard coralgrouper) is the source of this 576-nucleotide messenger RNA. NCBI's taxonomy places the organism in Eukaryota, Metazoa, Chordata, Actinopteri, Perciformes, Serranidae. The record is from RefSeq and is a predicted model, not a curated record.
AUGGGUAACUCAACAGGAAGCACCGUGGAUGACCUGCAGGCAGUGGAGAUGCACCUCUGGUACAAGAAAUUCAUGACGGAGUGCCCCUCAGGUCAGCUCACCCUGCACGAGUUCAAGCAGUUUUUUUUUUUCGGGCUGCGAGGGUUGGAUCCUGAGGCCAACGCCUACAUCGAGCAGAUGUUCCGCACGUUUGACAUGAACAAGGAUGGCUACAUAGACUUUAUGGAGUAUGUGGCGGCUCUCAGUCUGGUGAUGCGAGGAAAGAUGGAGCACAAACUGCGCUGGUAUUUCAAACUUUAUGAUGUGGAUGGCAACGGCUGCAUUGACCGGCAUGAACUCCUCAACAUCAUAAAGGCCAUCCGUGCAAUCAAUGGGAAUGAAAAUCAGGAAGGAACUGCUGAGGAAUUCACAAACCGCGUGUUUGACAGGAUUGAUAUAAACGGAGAUGGCGAGCUCUCCUUGGAGGAGUUUGUGGCCGGCGCUCGCAGCGAUGAAGAUUUCAUGGAGGUGAUGAUGAAGAGUCUGGACCUCUCCCACAUUGUGGCGAUGAUCCACAACAGGAGGCACAGCGUUUAG